Molecule: messenger RNA, 1318 nt
Organism: Glycine soja
Lineage: Eukaryota; Viridiplantae; Streptophyta; Magnoliopsida; Fabales; Fabaceae
Product: CAAX prenyl protease 2-like
Exons: 8
Coding region: 126-1148 (340 amino acids)
Biological process (GO): CAAX-box protein processing
Cellular component (GO): endoplasmic reticulum membrane
Molecular function (GO): metalloendopeptidase activity
Source: RefSeq, a predicted model, not a curated record
GUACCUACCCUUGAGCUUGAUAUUCUUCAGUUGUCCUCACUCCUCAGGUAGUCAAACAAUGUCCUAAAGAAAUUCAAUUGAAACUCCCAAUUUCUGAACGACACACUACACUAUACUACUAUUCUAUGCCCUUUCCCCCUUUUUCGUCUCUAGGGUUACUGCAACUGCUACAAGAAGAAGCUUCCGCAAUGGAGCGAGACGGCGUCGUUUCGCAGCCAGUUGCGGUUAUCGCUUGCAUCGCAAUGGCCGUGUUCUACGUGGCCAUCCUCUACGCUCCCACCGUGCUCCUUCGUCUCCCACCUCCUCCUUCCUUCAAAACCUACAUGAUUCGUCGCUUCCUAUGCGCCGUCGUUUCGUCUGUUCUUUCACUCUUCAUUUCCGCUCUCAUCCUCCCCGUGCAAACUAAGGAACUGCGCCACAUUCUUGUUGUAUUUGGCAUCCGGAGGGACCAUAUUUGGCAGGCUGUGGUUCUUCCUCUUUGCUUGACCUCUCUAAUGUAUGCUGGGUCUAUAUUCCUCAAGUGUCUUCUGUUGCUGGCUUCUUGGAGGCAACACUCAAGUUCUGAGGCCCUUUCCCUUGAUUCUUUCAAAUGUUCCUUGCAGAGGUUUCUUGACUGGUUAUCUGUGAUUUUGUCAAAUAUUUUGGUGUGGCGAAACUAUGUUUUGGCACCCCUUACUGAGGAGUUGGUGUUUAGGGCAUGCAUGAUACCUUUACUUCUGUGUGGAGGACUUAAAACGUACAGCGCUAUUCUUCUUUGUCCCAUUUUCUUCAGCUUAGCACAUUUAAAUCAUUUCUUGGAGAUUUAUGCCAAGCAAAACUACAGAAUAGUGAAGGCUGCUAUGGUUAUAGGUCUUCAGCUUGGCUACACUGUUGUCUUUGGGUCAUAUGCGUCUUUUCUUUUCGUUCGAACUGGACACCUUAUAGCUCCCUUAGUUGCGCACAUAUAUUGUAAUUUUAUGGGACUGCCUGUAUUGUAUUCGCAGAGAAGUGGGAUUGUAAGUGUAACAUUCAUAAUAGGAUUUCUGGGCUUCUUGUGGCUUCUUUUCCCAAUGACGGGCCCAGAAUUGUAUAAUGAUAGAAUAGAUAACUGCAGUUGUUGGCAAAGCUACUGCACAUGGAGAGAAACGAUAAGAAUGACCCAGAUGUAAACGUUACUAUUUUUUUUUUGGGGAGGGGUUUGGUGGUGAAGGAAGAGUGAACUAAGAAUGAAUUCUAUAAGAACACAGUGACACUCAAAAUUGCUAGAAGUUAAAACUUUCCCCAAAGGGCUCAUAAAUAUCAGCUUCAUAAAUCAUGACAUGAGUAUAGUUUUUAAGAA